This is a messenger RNA of Acanthisitta chloris (rifleman), 1429 nucleotides long. RefSeq names its product ribosomal protein S6 kinase alpha-2-like. The record is from RefSeq and is a predicted model, not a curated record. Gene Ontology annotation, biological process: protein autophosphorylation; peptidyl-serine phosphorylation; intracellular signal transduction. NCBI's taxonomy places the organism in Eukaryota, Metazoa, Chordata, Aves, Passeriformes, Acanthisittidae. The annotation marks the transcript as partial. The transcript has 9 exons. Gene Ontology annotation, cellular component: cytoplasm; nucleus. Gene Ontology annotation, molecular function: calcium-dependent protein serine/threonine kinase activity; ATP binding; calcium/calmodulin-dependent protein kinase activity.
GCCAUUUUCUUCCUUCUCCUACAGAUUCCCCAGGUGUUCCUCCAAGUGCCAAUGCUCAUCAUCUUUUCAGAGGGUUCAGCUUUGUUGCCUCUAACUUGGUGCAGGAGCCUGCACAGCAAGAUGUGCACAAAAUCACUGUUCACCCAAUUGUGCAGCAGUUACAUGGGAACAACAUCCACUUUACAGAUGGAUACGAGAUCAAGGAGGACAUAGGAAUUGGCUCCUAUUCAGUGUGCAAGAGAUGUGUUCAUAAAGCUACAGAAACAGAGUUUGCAGUGAAGAUAAUUGAUAAGAGCAAGAGAGACCCCUCUGAAGAAAUUGAGAUCCUCUUGCGAUACGGACAGCACCCAAACAUCAUUACUCUUAAAGAUGUCUAUGAUGAUGGGAAAUUCGUGUACCUGGUGAUGGAGCUGAUGCGGGGAGGUGAGCUCCUGGACCGCAUUCUGCGGCAGAAGUGUUUCUCAGAGCGGGAGGCCAGUGCUGUGCUGUGCACCAUCACCAGGACUGUGGAUUACCUGCACUCUCAGGGCGUGGUGCACCGAGAUCUCAAGCCAAGUAAUAUUCUCUAUAUGGAUGAGUCAGGAAACCCAGACUCUAUCAGGAUCUGUGACUUUGGGUUUGCCAAGCAACUGAGAGCGGAGAACGGGCUGCUCAUGACUCCCUGCUACACGGCCAACUUUGUUGCCCCUGAGGUCCUUAAACGCCAAGGUUACGAUGCAGCCUGUGACAUUUGGAGCUUGGGGAUCCUACUGUAUACCAUGUUGGCAGGAUUCACUCCUUUUGCAAAUGGACCAGAUGACACUCCAGAGGAGAUUUUGGCCAGGAUUGGCAGUGGCAAAUAUGCUCUUACAGGAGGAAACUGGGAUUCAGUAUCUGAUACUGCAAAGGACAUUGUGUCUAAGAUGCUUCAUGUAGACCCUCAUCAGCGCCUCACGGCAGUCCAAGUCCUAAGGCAUCCAUGGAUAGUGAACAGGGAGUAUCUGUCUCAAAACCAACUCAGCAGACAGGAUGUUCACCUGGUGAAGGGUGCAAUGGCAGCCACUUACUUUGCUUUAAACCGAGCCCCUCAGGCACCGAGGCUGGAGCCUGUAUUGUCCUCCAAUCUGGCUCAGCGGCGAGGCAUGAAAAGACUUACCUCUACCAGGUUGUAGCAGUAACCCCAAAAGGCCUCUUUGAAAAUCCACAGCUUAUUAUUUGAAAAAUUCAUCUUUACUUGGCUAGCAGAACCUUUUUGGACUACCUGCACAUGAAAUCACCAGAACUAGCAGAAGCCCAUGUAAGGCAAAGUUCUCCUUUGCUACAUCAUUUCUUUUACAUUCCAGCCAGGGUCCCGAGUUUAACAACUUCACAAAGAUGUGCCAAUUUUGCCAGUAGCUCUGUUUCUUUACUGAGAUAAAGCCAAAUAAAGUAGGUAUGCUUCAUCCUUUCC